UUGAUUAUAUUUCAAACAUGAAGGUUAUAUUAGCUGUCUAUUUAGUUAUAUGUGGUUGCUUAAUACUUUGUAGAGAAGCUUCUACUUCUAAUGGUAAUAUUCCUUUGGUAGUUAUUACCUGGAAUUAUGAAGAUGCUGCACAACGAGCAUGGAAUAUUUUGAACACUGAAAGUAGAAGUGCCUUGGAUGCCAUAGAAGAAAGUUGUAGUUUAUGUGAACAACAGAGAUGCAGGAAAACUGUUGGAUAUGGGGGCAGUCCAGAUGAGUCUGGUGAAACAACUUUAGAUGCACUAAUUAUGGAUGGGGUGACCAUGGAUGUAGGUGGUGUAGGACUAUUAAGAAAUGUUAAAAAUGCGAUUUCAGUCGCUCGCAAAGUUCUGCAUAACACAAAACAUUCUUUAAUUGGUGGAGAAUUGGCAACAAAAUUUGCAGUUGAAAUGGGAUUUAAGGAAGAAUCUUUACAAACUGAAGAAUCAAAGAAAAUGUGGUUAGAUUGGAAAGCAAACAACUGCCAGCCUAACUAUUGGAAGAAUGUAGCUCCAGACCCAAGAAAGAGCUGUGGUCCCUAUCAUUCACAAGAUACCAUGUUAAAUAAUUCAAAAGAACAUGAGUCAUAUGUAAAUGAAGAAAACCACGAUACGAUCGGAGUUGUAGCUAUAGAUUUAAGUGGGCAUAUAGCAGCUGGUACAUCGACAAAUGGUGCCAGAAAUAAAAUUCCUGGUCGCAUUGGAGAUUCUCCCAUAACUGGUGCAGGUGCAUAUGCUGACCAAAAUGUUGGUGCUGCAGCUGCAACUGGUGAGGGAGACAUCAUGAUGCGUUUUUUACCAAGUUUCUUGGCUGUAGAAGAAAUGCGUCGAGGUGCUACUCCUAAUGAUGCUGCAACCACAGCAAUUAGCAGGAUUGCUGAACACUAUCCUACAUUCACUGGAGCAGUGAUUGCAAUAAACAAAAAUGGAGAAUAUGGAGCCGCAUGCAAUGGAAUCACUCGUUUUGUACAUUAUGUAGCCAAUCCUACAUUAGGAAAGGCUACAAUCCAUUAUGUUGAUUGCAUAGAUACUGUGCAUAUUUCAAUCUAUACUCUCGAAACUUCGCUUUGUUUUCGUUUCUUAUAAAAAUUUCGUUAUUGUCAACAAACUAACCUCAAUCUUUCAGAAAACUUAUGUACAAUAAUCAAAAUGCCAGAAACAAUGGAAGAAGAUAUGGGAAUGUCCGUUCGUUUAACGAACGAUGAUUUUCGGAAACUGUUAAUGACACCAAGAGCAUCUGUUCCUUCUUCAACUCCAGCUUCUAUACCUGGGACUGCUCGAGAUGCCAGUGCAAAGACUGCACAAACUCCAAAUGUCAGUGGUGGUAGUCGUGCUGAACUUCGGAGAAAGAAGAAAAGCUUUUAUGCCAAAUUGAAGAAACAGGAAGAGGAUAAAAUGGCAGAAUUGGCAGAGAAGUACAGGGACAGAGCUAGAGAACGUAGGGACGGCACAAACCAAGAUUAUCAAGCAGAGGAUCCAAUGAAUAGUGCUAGUGCAUAUCGUGCUGUUGCACCAGAUUUAAAAUCAGGAAUGGAUGCAGCUGAACGUAGGAGGCAAAUGAUUCAACAAUCCAAAUUUUUGGGUGGUGAUAUGGAACACACUCAUUUAGUAAAAGGAUUAGAUUAUGCUCUUCUUCAAAAGGUACGUAGUGAAAUAGAAGCAAAGGAGCAUGGACAGGAACAAGAAAUGGAAAAGUUAGUAAAGCCAAAGGAUAAAAAGGAUAAAAAGGAAGGAGAAAAGAAGGACGAUGAAAUGCAAUUUAAAACCAAAAUAGGGCGCAAUGUUUAUAGAACAAUUAUGACUAUGAAAUCCAAACAGAUUGAAAGAAACGAACUAUUCACUCCUGGUCGCAUGGCUUAUGUAAUAGAACUGGACGACGAAAAUACGGACGUGGAUAUACCGACUACUCUAAUUAGGAGUAAAGCAGAUGUACCUACCAUAGACAAUACUCCUACCUUAACAACAAAUGACAUUGUAAUAAAUAAACUGGCACAAAUUUUAUCUUACCUUCGUCAAGGAAAUCGUCAUGGGAAAAAAGGAAAAAAGAAUAAAGAUGGAAGGUCCAAACCUGAUGAUAUGAAUGAUAUGGAUAUUGCUCCAAGACCACAAAAUGAAAGUAUCUAUGGAGACAUUGGUGAUUAUGUCCCAACAAUUGGUAAGAAAGAUCCAAAUCAACCAAGGGAGAAGAAGAAAGGUUCUUACUUUGAUAAGCCAGACAACAGUUUGGACACAGAUGAUAAAGUGAACACUCCACAAUUACCAACCAUUACACCUUCCAAUUCAGAUAGUAAUGCUCCGAAAAAAGGUGCACUCCUUAAUAAAUUGGCUGCAGAGCCAGAAGGUUAUGCAGAAUGUUAUCCAGGUUUGGAUGAGAUGCAAGAUGCUAUAGACGAUUCGGAUGAUGAAGUAGAUUAUACCAAAAUGGAUCUUGGCAAUAAAAAAGGUCCUAUUGGUAGAUGGGAUUUUGAUACACCUGAAGAGUACAGUGAAUAUAUGAACAACAAAGAAGCUUUGCCAAAAGCAGCGUUUCAGUAUGGCGUAAAAAUGGCUGAUGGGAGGAGAACAAGGAAGUAUAAUAAAGAAAAGAACGAGAAAGCUGAAUUAGACAGAGAAUGGCAGAAAAUUCAAAAUAUUAUGAACAAAAGAAAGCCUACAACAGUGUUGGAUGGAGCAUCAGAGUUCAAAGUCCCUCGAUAUUAAAUGUUCAAAUAAUUUGUAUAAGUUUCUUUAUAAUUAA
Messenger RNA from Eufriesea mexicana, 2763 nucleotides. RefSeq names its product protein Red. Gene Ontology annotation, molecular function: hydrolase activity. The record is from RefSeq and is a predicted model, not a curated record. NCBI's taxonomy places the organism in Eukaryota, Metazoa, Arthropoda, Insecta, Hymenoptera, Apidae. The transcript has 7 exons.